AUGAAGUUAGCUAAGGUUCUCGCCAUUAUCAGUGCUGUCACCGUUGCCAUCUACGCACAAGGGCCCCCUCCUCCAAUUCCAGAGUGUGCGGAAGGUUGCAUCCAAGGCGGUCUCGGUUCAUCCAACUGCAAUCCGACUGAUUUCAAAUGUCAGUGUGCUGAUACUGAGGCCCUUGGCACCGUAAUGGACUGCGUCAAAGCCAAAUGCCAAGCUUCCCAGAUUCCAGGUAUUAUCGCUGCGGCGUCGGCUAUCUGCGCUGAGUACGGAGGUAACGAUAUUUCCAACGUUCUCAAGUCCAUCGUUGCUUCGGCUACCUCCCUCGUCGCUUCUGAGGUCUCGUCGCGUAUCACUAGCGUCUCUGGCAGCCAAAGAAUCAUCCCUACUGCUACUGCUACUGAGACUUCUAGUGCCAACGAGACCUCCACAGCUCCUACUUCUACCGAGUCCCCGAAUGGAGUUGGAAAGAACGCUAUCAACGGUAGCUUAGGCUUCGUCAUUGCUGGUCUCGUUGCCAUUGGCAUCUAA
Molecule: messenger RNA, 525 nt
Organism: Orbilia oligospora ATCC 24927
Lineage: Eukaryota; Fungi; Ascomycota; Orbiliomycetes; Orbiliales; Orbiliaceae
Exons: 3
Coding region: 1-525 (174 amino acids)
Source: RefSeq, a predicted model, not a curated record